Lodderomyces parapsilosis is the source of this 2742-nucleotide messenger RNA. RefSeq lists its product as uncharacterized. Gene Ontology annotation, cellular component: nuclear inner membrane. The record is from RefSeq and is a predicted model, not a curated record. Bases 1 to 2742 code for a protein of 913 amino acids. The transcript has 3 exons. Lineage: Eukaryota; Fungi; Ascomycota; Pichiomycetes; Serinales; Debaryomycetaceae. Gene Ontology annotation, molecular function: chromatin binding.
AUGGAGUAUUUACGUCCUGGAUUUGACCCAUCUUCAGUCACAGUGGCCAAACUAAGAAAUAUAUUGAAUUCGCACAAUGUUACCUUUCCAAGCUCAGCUAAGAAAUCAGAAUUGAUUGAAAUCUUUGAAAAGGAGAUUAUCCCCAAUGCACCACAAUUACUUGCUGAGUACACCGCAAGAAUUGGCAAUUCUCACGACGAAGGUUUCUUGAACGCUACUGAUAAUGACGAAGAAGCAAGCGAGAAAGAAGAUAAGUUGACACCGAAAAGGGAGAGGAAAAAAAUACAAGAUACCGCUGAAUCUACUCCUGAAAAAUCCAAAAUCAAAACCGAGCAUGCAAAAGUAGCAAAACCAAAAUCGAAGAAAGAGACUAAAAGAAAGGAUGAUGAAGGGUCCACAAGGAAAAAGACAAAAGAUGGCAAGAGAUUACAGAAAGCUGACUCAAAGCAACAUAAGUCUGGUGGAUCAAAUGUGGAGGAGACGAAGCACAAUUCAGCUAAAGAAGAGCCAGAAUCGGAAAUUGAAAACUCAGAGUUUGAUGCUACAGAAAAUUUAAGCUCUUUUAGUGAUCAGAAUGUUUUCCAAUCGAGCAAAGAGACAUCCAAACCAUCAAGAAAGAGAAAAUUGGAAAGCAACAAUGAGUCAAAUGUACCUACAAAAAAAUUGAAAUCUCCACCAGCUACCAAUAGAACUCGCAUUACCAAAUCUCCGAGCAAGUCAAUAUUUGAUGAUAGCGACUCUGACAUAUUUGACCGUACUGCGGUGGGCAACGUUGAUGAUAAGAAAUAUAACAAGUCCCUUGUGAAGGAGGAGGUAGCUGACACAAAAACCCCCAAAACCGUGUCAACAAAAAAGACAAAAUCAUUGUCUCCUUCAACGAAUGAAAAGUCUUUCAAGUCAUUGGAAGAAGAGAUGGCUAAUUUUGAUAAGCAAUUGGAAUUGGUUAAACAAAGACACGUUUCUGACAUUCCGGUAGAGAAGGAGGUAGAUGUGAAACCUUUUUCCCAAACUCCUCAAUCACCCAACAUAAGUAAUGAAUUGGCACAGCUGUUGGGCAUCACAAUUCAAGGAUUUCAACCACCGGUCGUUCCCUCACAAGUACAACAUUUUAAUCAAAGUGGUCAAAUUGACCCGGUAGCACCAUUAAACAAUCUUGGAAAUGAAUCAUUGAAUUCACAUAGUGAUCAAUUCAAUGAAAGAGCACAUUCAGAUGCCAACAGGUCGAGCUCAACGAUUAGAAACUUUACUCCACAAAAAGCUGCAUUGAUUGAUGACCAAAAAGAACAUGUUCUGGAGGAAAUCACCACACCAAAGUCAUCCUCGCGCAAGAAGAAAAAGAGAGGUGGGGAGACACCAAGUGAAUAUCUGACCCCAAGAUCGAAGGAAACACCAAGAUCGAAGGAAACCCCGAAAUCCAGUCAAUCAUCACGGGGAAACAAAACACCUGCCACAGGAAGAAAGAAUCUAAGGGGAAUAAGAACACCUCUUGGUAGGGUUGCAUUAACACCAAAGCCUAGAUUGUUGUCGAUAAAUUCAACUCAAAAUGUUCUGGACUCUGAAGAAGAAGAGGAGAUAAAAGAAGUGAAUGAAAAAAUUAAACAAUAUAAUGAUAGCAAACACGAUGCUUUGGACAAUUUAGCUGCUAAUACUGAGAGCAUGCUCCUGACCACUACUGUUAUCACAUUCUUCACUUGGAUUGUUGCCAUGUUUUUUGGGUUAUUCGGGUACUGGUACUAUGAGCAAAAAUAUUUAGUUGGUUAUUGCGGCCAAGAAAUUGACCAGCCCACUUUUGGAGAUUCAUCAGUGGUAUUGGUGCAACAACUUGGAAAUGCUCUCGACACCUAUUGCAAGCCCAGUUGUGUGCCUUGUCCACAGCAUGCUAGAUGCUUUACCAAUUUAGAAUUGGGUUGUUUUGAAGAUUUCAUGGAGUACAAGCCUUGGUACGAUUUUAUUUUACCAGGCCACAAGAAAUGUGUACCCGAUGCGAAAAAGGCGGAAAAAUUGGAGCUCAUGAUUGAUGCUGCUCUUGAUGUAUUGCGUAGCAAAAAUGCAGCUAUUGACUGUGGUAGAGGCACAGACGAUUCUCAAAGUGGUAUCUCGGUGCAAGAGUUGCACGAUGUUUUACUCUCAAUGAAGGCACCCUAUAUCACUACCGAAGAAUUUGAGGAACUCUGGUCAAGAUCACUUGUUGAAUUGCAAAAAGAACCCGAUAUAAUUCUAAGGCAAUUCCGACUUGCUGAUUUACCAUCAAGACAAUAUCCACCUUACACUAACAACACGGAAACCAAGAUACAAGACAAGGUCGAAAUUCUUCGAUCAACGUCCUUAUCAAACAUUAGUUUGAAAUGUCAAAUACAAAACAGUAUUGUGGGUAGCAUUUCCCGUUACAAGUAUUGGUUAUUAACUCUACUUUUAGCGAUUUUAUCAUUCAAAGCAAUACAAUUGAGAUUUAGACGAUACCAAUUGGAGAAAGUCAAGAUUGAUAUUUUGUAUCAAGAAGUUUUGGACAAGUUGGUCAAUCAGGUGAGGGUUUCACGAGACAAUUCAAAUAUAAAUAGAUACAUUGGGGCUAACCAGUUAAGAGAUUUGAUAUUAAGUAGUGAGGAUGAUUUGAGUGAACGUGUUCGGUUGUGGAAUUUUGUUGGACAAAAGAUUGAACAUAAUACCAAUGUUACCAGCAAGAUUAUUGAAAACCAUGGCGAGAUAAUGAAGGUUUGGGAAUGGAUUGGUGAUGAGAGGUAG